Naegleria fowleri is the source of this 246-nucleotide messenger RNA. RefSeq lists its product as uncharacterized. Lineage: Eukaryota; Heterolobosea; Eutetramitea; Acrasida; Naegleriidae. The record is from RefSeq and is a predicted model, not a curated record. The transcript is spliced from 4 exons. The coding region runs from base 1 to 246 and encodes 81 amino acids.
AUGACUCAAAGCAGUACAAGAUCCAUCUAUUUUAAAGGUCCUAGAAAGUUCUACUGUUCGACAGUUAUGGAAUGCCUAAAAAGGUGUGACGAUGGAGUAAGAACAUUUGAGCAUUAUUUGAAAUUUAAAUUAAUUACCUUUAUGUGUCUCUUGGAUCACAUGAAUCCCAAUGAACAAAAUGAACAUAAAAUUCUGCAAAUUGAAUCAUUUAGCGUCUUAUUUGGACAAGGAACUAGAAUUGUAUGA